Messenger RNA from Brassica napus (rape), 448 nucleotides. RefSeq names its product protein AE7-like 2. The transcript is spliced from 4 exons. Gene Ontology annotation, biological process: iron-sulfur cluster assembly. The annotation marks the transcript as partial. The record is from RefSeq and is a predicted model, not a curated record. Lineage: Eukaryota; Viridiplantae; Streptophyta; Magnoliopsida; Brassicales; Brassicaceae.
CGAUCUACAAAUCAUAUAAGAGAUAUCAAAGAUCCAGAGCAUUCUGAGCUUACACUGGAGGACCUCCGUGUGAUUACAAAAGAAUCAGUUGAAGUUGAUGAUGCCAAGAGUUACGUUAGAGUUACGCUCACGCCAACUCUUCCACAUUGUCACGUCCCCCACCUUAUUGGCCUUUGUAUCUACGCAAAACUUCUUAAAAGCCUUCCUACUCGAUUCAAGGUCGAUGUUAGAGUGGCACCAGGGAGUCAUGCAACGGAGGCUGCAGUUAAUAAACAAUUAGGCGAUAAGGAGCGUAUAGCUGCAGCAAUUGAGAGUCCCUACUUUGUGGAUCUUUUCAACUAAUGCUUACAAAUAUGUGAUUUUGGAUCCAUCUAGUUUUGGCACAUCCGUUUAGGAUUUAAUCUUAUUUCAGUAUAUCUUUAUAUGAAUAUACCAUACUUCAGAACUA